Molecule: messenger RNA, 1393 nt
Organism: Rhinichthys klamathensis goyatoka
Lineage: Eukaryota; Metazoa; Chordata; Actinopteri; Cypriniformes; Leuciscidae
Gene: kbtbd13b
Product: kelch repeat and BTB domain containing 13b
Exons: 1
Coding region: 21-1376 (451 amino acids)
Molecular function (GO): protein binding
Source: RefSeq, a predicted model, not a curated record
AAUCAAGUAGGCUGCUAGACAUGGAUAUGGUCAAGGUAAGAGUUGGGGAUUGUGUCUUUGAAACAAACAAGUCUCUACUGUUAAGAGAGUCCGAAUACUUCAGGGCACUUUACAGAUCGGGGAUGGUAGAGUGCCAUCAAGAAGAGAUUCACGUGAGGAAUCUCAAAGCUCAAGGGUUCGUAAUCAUGUUGGCCGUGGCCAGUGGUGAGAGACCCAUUCUAAAUGGUGACGAGAUUUUGGAAGCCAUUGAAUGUGCUGCUUUCUUUCAAGCUGAACCUCUUUCCAGGCAUCUUCAAGAUCUGCUCAACUCCGACAACUGCCUUCUCAUGUAUCAAGCUUCGGCCACCUAUGGCUUAUGGGGACUCCAUGAGAUGUCGGCACAGUUCAUCCGCAAUAUGUACCGUGACCUGCAAGAGAAUUUGAAGAACCUUCCUCAGGAGCUGACUGAAUAUGUAGAGUCUCUGGUUCCUAGUGUGUUCGUGGCUGUAGGUUCACAUUCAACUUGCACUGCGGAUGAGCUUCCUCUUGCUGCCACAAGGACAGUAUGUUACCUCAAUGAGGAUGAUGAGGACUGGAAGGUCCUCACUGCCUUGCCCAUGGAGGCCAGCACCUCUCUGGCUGGUUUGACUGUUUUGGACAACCGACUCUACAUUGUUGGAGGUGUGCAUGGCGUUGACAAGAGGGCCGUUGAUGCUAGCUUUUGCUAUGAUGUUGUCACCAACACCUGGAGUUGGCUGCCAGGUCCCAGACAGCCACGGUACAACUUCACCCUAAUUGGGAUAGAAGGCUGCCUCUAUGCCAUCGGAGGAGAGUCUCGGAGAACCAUCAUGUCCUCCGUUGAGAUAUAUAACAUCACCACAAAGGAUUGGACAUUCGCCGCAGAUUUACCUCGACCGGUAGCAGGUGUCGCAUGCACCAAAGCCAUGGGACGAAUUUUUGUAUGUCUGUGGAAGCCGAUGGAGACUAAUGAAAUCUUUGAAUACAUCCCAAACCAGGAUGUGUGGGUUCUGGUGAGUACACUUCUGAAGCACCAGAGCUAUGGACACUGCAUGGUGGCCCACAGGGACAACCUCUACGUCAUACGCAACGGCCCCCAAGACGACUUCCUGCGCUGUUUGAUAGACUGCUACAACAUCACCACAGGCCAGUGGACAUCGAUGCCUGGGCACUAUGGCAACAGCAAAGGGUCCCUGUUUACAGCAGUAGUGAGAGGAGACUCUGUGUUCACGCUGAACCGCACCAUGACUCUGGAGUACACUGUUGCAGGGAACAUGUGGAAACCUUGUAAAGAGAUGAAGGGUUUUCCUAGGAAUGGAUCUGUGUGGACUUUUCUACUCAGGAUUCCAAAGGAGAGGAAAGAAUUGACAGUGUCUUAAAUGGACUGAACCUUAGA